Messenger RNA from Gavialis gangeticus (Gharial), 2221 nucleotides. It is a transcript of the gene SV2A, whose product is annotated as synaptic vesicle glycoprotein 2A. Gene Ontology annotation, molecular function: transmembrane transporter activity. Lineage: Eukaryota; Metazoa; Chordata; Crocodylia; Gavialidae. The transcript has 12 exons. The coding region runs from base 4 to 2196 and encodes 730 amino acids. Gene Ontology annotation, cellular component: membrane. Gene Ontology annotation, biological process: transmembrane transport; chemical synaptic transmission. The record is from RefSeq and is a predicted model, not a curated record.
ACCAUGGAGGAAGGCUACCGAGACCGGACGGCGUUCAUCCGUGGGGCCAAGGACAUCGCCAAAGAGGUGAAGAAGCACGCCAGCAAGAAGGUGGGCCGGGGCGUGGACCGCGUGCAGGACGAGUACACGCGGCGCUCCUACACCCGCUUCGAGGAGGAGGACGACGAUGAAGACUACCCGCCCCAGGACGGCUACUACCGUGGCGAGUCGGCUCCAGAUGAGGACGGCGCCUCCAGCGAUGCCACCGAGGGCCACGACGAGGACGACGAGAUCUACGAGGGCGAGUACCAGGGCAUCCCGCGUCGCGACUCGCUCAAGGGCGGUGACGGCCCCAAUGCCCCCCCGCCUCCCGCCAGCACCUUCCAGGACUUCGAGGACUCGGAGGGGCAGCGGCGGAAGGACAAGGAGGAGCUGGCGCAGCAGUACGAGCUCAUCCUGCAGGAGUGCGGCCACGGGCGCUUCCAGUGGACCCUCUACUUCGUGCUGGGCCUGGCGCUCAUGGCCGACGGCGUAGAGGUCUUUGUGGUCGGCUUCGUGCUGCCCAGCGCCGAGAAGGACAUGUGCUUGUCGGACUCCAACAAGGGCAUGCUGGGACUCAUUGUGUACCUGGGCAUGAUGGUGGGUGCCUUCCUGUGGGGCGGCCUGGCCGACCGCCUGGGGCGCCGCCAAUGCCUGCUCAUGGCCCUGUCUGUCAACAGCGUCUUCGCCUUCUUCUCCUCCUUCGUGCAGGGCUACGGCACCUUCCUCUUCUGCCGCCUGCUCUCGGGUGUGGGCAUCGGCGGCUCCAUCCCCAUCGUCUUCUCCUUCUUCUCGGAGUUCCUGGCGCAGGAGAAGCGCGGCGAGCACCUCAGCUGGCUCUGCAUGUUCUGGAUGAUCGGGGGCAUCUACGCCUCGGCCAUGGCCUGGGCCAUCAUCCCGCACUACGGCUGGAGCUUCCAGAUGGGCUCGGCAUAUCAGUUCCACAGCUGGCGUGUCUUCGUACUGGUCUGCGCCUUUCCCUCCGUCUUCGCCAUCGGGGCGCUCACCACCAUGCCUGAGAGCCCCCGCUUCUUCCUGGAGAACGGGAAGCACGACGAAGCCUGGAUGGUGCUGAAGCAGGUGCACGACACCAACAUGAGAGCCAAGGGCCACCCCGAGCGGGUCUUCUCGGUGACCCACAUCAAGACCAUCAAGCAGGAGGAUGAGCUCAUCGAGAUCCAGUCGGACACGGGCACCUGGUACCGGCGCUGGCUUGUGCGGGUCCUCAACCUCUCCCAGCAGGUCUGGAGCAACUUCCUGGCGUGCUUUGCGCCCGAGUACCGGCGCGUCACCCUCAUGAUGAUGGCCGUGUGGUUCACCAUGUCCUUCAGCUACUACGGCUUAACCGUGUGGUUUCCGGACAUGAUCAAGCACCUGCAGAGCAUCGACUACGCCUCGCGCACCAAGGUCUUUGUGGACGAGAGGGUGGCGCAUGUCACCUUCAACUUCACUUUAGAGAACCAGAUCCACCGGAAUGGCAAAUACUUCAAUGACAAGUUCAUCGGCCUCAAGAUGAAGUCGGUGAUCUUUGAGGACACUCUCUUUGAGGAGUGCUACUUUGAGGACGUCACCUUCAGCAACACCUUCUUCAAGAACUGCACCAUCAUCUCCACCAUCUUCUACAACACAGACCUGUUCAAGUACAAGCUCAUCAACAGCAGGCUGCCGAACAGCACCUUCCUGCACAACAAGGAGGGCUGCCAGCUGGACUUCAGCGACGACAACAGCGCCUACAUGAUCUACUUUGUCAGCUUCCUGGGCACCCUGGCCGUGCUGCCCGGCAACAUCGUUUCUGCCCUGCUCAUGGACAAGAUCGGGCGCCUCCGCAUGCUGGCCGGCUCCAGCGUGAUGUCUUGCGUGAGCUGCUUCUUCCUGUCCUUCGGGAACAGCGAGUCGGCAAUGAUCGCCUUGCUCUGCCUCUUCGGCGGGGUCAGCAUCGCCUCCUGGAACGCCUUGGACGUGCUCACCGUGGAGCUCUACCCCUCUGAUAAAAGGACGACGGCCUUUGGCUUCCUCAAUGCCCUCUGCAAGCUGGCGGCCGUGCUGGGCAUCAGCAUCUUCACCUCCUUUGUGGGCAUCACCAAAGCCGUGCCCAUCCUGCUGGCCUCAACCGCCCUGGCGCUGGGCAGCUCCCUUGCCCUGAAGCUGCCCGAGACCCGGGGGCAAGUGUUGCAGUGAGAGGGGUGGGGUGGGUGGUGGGGAA